GCGGGUGGUUGAGGAGAGCGGUGGUGGUGCUGCGGGUGUGAGGUCUCGAGCGCGAGGUGGUGGUGCUGCGGGUGUGAGGUCUCGAGCGCUAGGUAGCGGGAGGUGUCGUCAAGUAAUUCUGUCGCAAUGGCCGCCGGCGCUGCGACGACGGUAGUCGGGGGGGUGGCGAUGGUGGGCGCGAGUGGUGCGGCGGGGUCCAUCUCCUUCAAGGCAACGUCAGGAAUUGGCGGGAAUCGAUCCCCAGAUGGCUGCGCGCUUGACGGCGUCAAGUGCGCACGUGCAUCCUCAUCGCUUGCCGGUGGCGGCGGCACCCUUGCUGCAGCGGCGGCGGCGGCCUUCCGCCUUCGGUCGUCCCCCGUCAUCUCCCGCGUGAAUUGCGCCAAGUGCGUUCGCCAUCGCGUUUCUGUAGGUUCUUCUUCUUCCUCCUCGUCGUGCGGGUCGGCUUUCUCGUCUCUCCGCUCGGAGGCGUUCCGCGGGACGCCGCUUUGCGCGCCUGUAGAGGCAGCGGAGGAAGGGCGGCGCUGCGCGAGGGCUAAAGGAACCGCAGGAGGGCGGGAAAAGAAAUCAAUCUAUCGGCUCCACGUGGCAGCCGCCGCAGCCGGCGAGAGCUUCGACUACGACCUGGUUAUCAUAGGCGCGGGAGUGGGCGGGCACGGCGCGGCGCUGCACGCCGUCGAGCAAGGCCUCAAGACUGCCAUCAUAGAGGGCGACAUUGUGGGUGGCACUUGCGUCAACAGAGGCUGUGUCCCUUCCAAGGCCUUGUUGGCGGUCUCUGGGCGAAUGCGCGAGCUGCGCGACGAACAGCACCUCAAAGCGCUGGGUAUACACGUGUCAGGCGCAGGCUACGACCGGCAACUCGUCGCAGACCACGCGCAGAAUCUGGCGACCAAGAUCCGCAACAAUCUGGCCAACUCCAUGACCGCUCUCGGUGUCGAGAUCCUGACCGGCACUGGCUCUCUCCAAGGCCCUCAUCGCGUUAAGUACGGCAAAGUCGGCUAUCCCGACAAGCAGGUGACUGCGAAGAACAUCAUCAUAGCCACAGGAUCCGUCCCGUUCGUUCCGCCUGGGAUAGAGAUCGACGGCAAGAGCGUGCUCACCAGCGACCACGCCUUGAAGCUCGAACGGGUCCCCGAUUGGGUGGCCAUCGUGGGCAGCGGCUACAUUGGGUUGGAGUUCAGUGACGUGUACACGGCUCUAGGGAGUGAGGUGACCUUCGUCGAGGCGCUGGAGACGUUGAUGCCUGGUUUUGAUCCCGAGAUCGGACGGAUGGCACAGCGACUGCUAAUCAACCCGCGGAAGAUCGACUACCAUACCGGCGUGUUUGCCAAGAAGAUCACGCCUGCCAAGGAUGGUAAUCCUGUGGUUAUCGAGCUGAUUGACGCGAAGACCAAAGAAGACGUCGAUACGUUGUACGUGGACGCUGCUCUCAUUGCCACUGGAAGGGCGCCCUACACUAAGGGGUUGGGACUGAGCAAUGCGGGAGUGGAGACGCAGAGGGGUUUCGUACCCGUUGACAGCCGGAUGCGCGUGCUGGACAAGGACGGGGAGGUGGUCCCAGGACUCUACUGCAUUGGAGAUGCGAAUGGGAAACUGAUGCUGGCGCACGCUGCCAGCGCUCAAGGAAUCUCGGCCGUCGAAAACAUGUGCGGCCGGGAUCACGAGGUCAAUCACUUAGCCGUUCCCGCCGCCUGUUUCACGCAUCCGGAGAUCAGCUUCGUUGGGCUUACCGAGCCUCAGGCUCGGUCUAAAGCUGAGGAAGAGGGGUUCGCCGUUGGGGUUGCCAAGACCAGCUUCAAGGCCAACUCGAAGGCGCUUGCUGAGAACGAGGGGGAAGGGAUGGCUAAGGUGAUUUACCGCAUGGACACGGGAGAUAUUCUAGGGCUGCAUAUCAUUGGCCUCCACGCGGCUGAUCUUAUUCAUGAAGCUUCCAAUGCUAUUGCGCUUGGGCAGAGGAUCCAAGACUUGAAGUUCGCUGUGCAUGCCCAUCCCACCCUCUCUGAGGUGCUAGAUGAGCUCUUCAAACAUGCCAAGCUUCCACAGAAAGAGUCGUUGCUGGAGCCCCAGACAGUGGUUGCAUGAGAGGGAGAAGGGGGGGGGAGGGAGCGGGAGAAAAACAAUAGCGAGAGGGGUAGAGCGAAGGAGAGAGGUCAGGGGGAAGAGAUCUCGACGCGCAGGUGGAGGGAGGGAGGGUGUAGACCAACUUUCCAUUAAAGGAAUCUCACGCUUGAGCAUACACAGGUCCUGUGGUAGCUCGCUCUAGCGCGUCGUCUUACGCGCUAUAGCAGAGGAGCGUUUGAAGAAAGUGAGUGCAGGGUGGAGAGCGUGAGGAGGAGUAGGACACAGGAAACGAGAAAGGAGGGGUCUCAUGCGGUUAAAGUGUGGCUUGAUGGACUCUGCAAAAACCUCAAGGAGGUCCUGCAGAAGUCGGAGCUGAGCGCUGAGCGCGCUGGGCCGGAAGCGAGAUCUCGCUCAGAAACACGACUGCAGACGUAAGGUAGUGGACGAUGAUGGGGGAGAGAGAAAAGGAGAAGUUGAAGGUUGUGCAUCGCAUGCAAUCUGCUUGAGAUAUUCAUUCAUCGACAUUCAGUCAAUGCUGCCCGGCCGGAGUCCUCGGUGGAAUUGUUCGACCUGCCAGGAUAGCUUUAUCUUCUUGUGGCUGUAGGCGCGAAAGAAGUGAGGAGAGAGAGGGGUUGGAAGAGUUGUCCGAGCUGCCAGGAUAGCUUUAUCUUCGUGUGGCUGUAGGCGCGAAAGAAGAGAGGAGAGAGAGGGGUUGGAAGAGAGGGAGGAAUGGGAAGAGUGGGAGGGAGGACAGGGAAGAGGGAAGGGCUCACGUAGAGGAGAGAGAGGGGUUGGAAGAGAGGGAGAAAUGGGAAGAGUGGGAGGGAGUACAGGGAAGAGGGAAGGGCUCACGUAGAGGAGAGAGAGGGGUUGGAAGAGUUGUCCGAGCUGCCAGGAUAGCUUUGUGUGGCUGUAGGCGCGAAAGAAGGGAGGAGAGAGAGGGGUUGGAAGAGAGGGAGGAAUGGGAAGAGCGGGAGGGAGGAUAGGGAAGAGGGAAGGGCUCACGUAGAUCAUUAUCAUCUUCAGAAGAAGCUGCGCUCAUUGCUCAUCGAGGCAGUAGAAUAGGUAGGGAGGGGGAGGAAGGGGGAGGGGGGGCAAAAUUGAAGUCCGUGUGGUUUUGUUACUGUGGAGGAUCUGCUAGAGGAAGUAUAAUUGGGAUUGUUUGCUGAGGUGCACAUUGUGAAUUAGUUGCAGUUAGUGAGGUCGGUAGAGAAGUAGUGGGUAGUUUUUUAGCUGAUGGUUGCCGUGGUUGUACACGUUAUUGAUUGAUGUUUGCUCGCUUUCCCUAGAGUCUCUCUCCUCCUGUUUGUUUCUUCUUUCUUCUCUCUUCUUCGUGUUGCUUGUCCUUCCUCCUCCUCGUCGUCUGUGCUCAUCGUCUUAAUUAAUCUGCCAGCUUGGCAUGGGGCUCUCCCGGGAGGUCUCUCUCGGGAAUGGGUAAUGGCAAACUCGUGGUCAGAGGGGAACGUGGAGGUGGUGAGUAGACGGGAUGGAAGGAACGCCCCACCCUCCUCGGGAGGUAUCUCCCGCGGGGUGAGCCCGGGCAGUCAGGCGCCGGCCGAACGCAUCCCUCGAACCCAUGCUGGCGUUCACUCAGAGAAGUUCGCUGUGACGGUCAGCAGCAAGCAAGGAGGAGGGUAGGUAUAUAAAAGGAUGGACCAGAUCAGAGGUGUUUACCUCGUUCUAGAGCCGAGGGCCGAUUGGGGGGGUGCGUGGGGGCGCGGGAAGUAGAGGACGUAUUGGUGAAUAAACGUGUAGGUGAGAGAGAGAUUGAGAGAGAGAGAGAGAGAGAGAGAGAGAGAGAGAGAGAGAGAGAGAGAGAGAGAGAGAGAGAGAGGUGCACGUCAUGAUGGUAGGAAACCAAGGAAAGCAACUGCUGACACACAGCGAGAGAGAGAGAGAGAGGUGGUAUUGUGUGUACCUGCAAAAGUGUGUUAUGUCUGUGUGUGUGUGUGUGUGUGUGUGAGAGAGAGAGAGAGAGAGAGAGAGAGAGAGAGAGAGAGGUUGCGGGCUAGUGUGCUAUUGUGAGGCAUUUUUAAACCGAUGGUCGGACAUGAUUGGCGUACUCUGUCUGGUCUGCCCGUGCCAGGUUGGUUGAGCCUGGCCCCUCUUAGGGAAACUUUCCCAGGGAAAUUCUCUGUGGUGGAGUAUGAGAUCUCUUAGACCAACUCUGUUUACUCUGGGGUAGUUCUGGUCGUGAAUGUUUCGUCUCGACCGCUGGAUAAACGAUGGUUAGUUAUCCACUCAUCGUGACUCGAACGCUAGUAUAAACGCUGGUUAGUUAUCCACGCCUUAAAUCCAUUUUUGGUGAACUGUUAAGGCCUACGUUGUACCUGCCUGGGGUCUUGCUGGCAGAGGCUGUGAUCCAUUGUUACUGGAUUUUGCUCCAACCAGUGUUUGAACUCCAUUGGUCAAUAAAAGAGAGGUCGACGCCUAGGCUGUCUGUGCUAUUGUAUUGUCCGAUUGCGAUUCCGGUCAAAUCUGUUAGCUGGUAGUAGCUGGUAGAUCAAUACUGUGGUGCUCUAGGUUUGGGCACGAAACACAGAAGUCAACCUGUCUCUUAAAGAGGUCAGCCCUAACUUUCUUCUGUUGUAUCAGGACUUGAACUGAUCAUCUGUUCAUUCAUCGGCACCGACAUGUGUACCAUUCAGCCGAGAGGUAGGGUGCAACUGGUACUCGACAUUUGGAAGGCUUUCAGAUAUUUGAUCGGGGUUGGAGGAUGAGAAGGGGGGAGUAGGGUGAGAGGUGAAAGGAAUGUGGUGACAACCGUUUGUGAUUAUAGGAGAUAUUCCGCUCGAGCCGGGAUUUCAUUGGACAAUUUAAGUCCGAGCUCUC
Chara braunii is the source of this 4890-nucleotide messenger RNA. The record is from the annotation of a GenBank genome assembly. NCBI's taxonomy places the organism in Eukaryota, Viridiplantae, Streptophyta, Charophyceae, Charales, Characeae.